AUGCCAUCAAACUCAUCGACUCUUAAUCAUCGGAGCAGGCCCUCUACCAUUCUCUUCGCCUUUGGCGUCUUCGCGCAGGUCGCGUUGCUUUCCUGCAUCUUCUGGACUUACACUAGCUAUGGCAACCCCCGUGAGCCGACCGCCUUAGCGGAAACCACAACUAAGACAUCAUCAAGACCAAACGGCUUCACUCUGCGCCACCUUUUGGAUCACGGCGCUGGACAACCUGGGCCACGAGCACGAAGAUUCGAUGUGACUCCAGAGCGGUUUGCCGUUGCUGGUAUCGACUCCCGCAUCGGGCCCUUCACUAUCAAGUCGGCACCAGUCAAGAUAGAAAGGCCCGCGUUACGUGGCUACGAUGCACAGAUCCCCAUGUCGCCCAUGUGGAUCGCCGAGGAUAUUCCGGGUCCGGAUGUCACGGACAAGAACACCGUUAUCAGUUUCGCAAACAUGUCCGAAGAUGCUUACAAAGUCGGCCCUGACGAUGCAGGAUGGAUGGACGUCGAUGGGCAUUACAACUCGUCGGUCCCUUUUGGCUGGGAUGACAGUGGCAUCCGAGGCCAUGUGUUCAGCGACGACACUAACUCCACCAUCAUUCUGGCGGUAAAGGGAACGACGGUAGCCAUGUUCGAAGGCGACGGAACGUCCGUGCACGACAAAGAGAACGACAACCUGUACGGCUCUUGCUGUUGCGGCCAGGGCGGCACAUAUCUUUGGCGCAAGGUAUGCGACUGCCAGACUGGCACCUACAGCUGCGACGAGCAAUGCGUCAAGAACGAGUUACGGAAGCCGAACAGGUACUAUGCCGCAACUGUCGAGCUGUAUCAGGAGGUUGUCAAAAUCUAUCCGGAUGCACACAUCAUGACGACAGGGCACAGUCUAGGAGGCGUCCUCGCUUCUCUGAUCGGCCUGCAGCACGGUAUCCCCGCGGUGACGUUUGAAGCAUACCCACAAGCCUUAGCAGCUAAGCGCUUAGGACUACCAGCUGCUGGUGACGUUGCUCCACUCAGGAAGAAUACAGGUGGCUUCCAUUUCGGGCACACCGCUGACCCCGUGUACAUGGGAACUUGCAACGGUGCGACGAGUUUCUGCUCUAUUGGCGGAUACGCCUUUGAGACCCUUUGCCAUACCGGAAAGAAGUGUGCAUACGACGUGGUCAAAGACUGGGGUUGGAGGCAGAACACACAGACACACAGCCUUAGAUACGCCAUUGACAACGUGUACAUGAAGUACGACGAGGCAGCAAAAUGCCAAGAAGAGGAUGUUGGUUUUCGAGAACGGGACGAAAACCACGACAACGAGUACUUCUACAACACCAACAAGUACCACAUCAUCGAGGACGCGGACGGAGACAUGUAA
Alternaria viburni is the source of this 1359-nucleotide messenger RNA. RefSeq lists its product as uncharacterized. NCBI's taxonomy places the organism in Eukaryota, Fungi, Ascomycota, Dothideomycetes, Pleosporales, Pleosporaceae. Gene Ontology annotation, molecular function: glycerophospholipase activity. The transcript is spliced from 2 exons. Gene Ontology annotation, biological process: piecemeal microautophagy of the nucleus; macroautophagy; neutral lipid catabolic process. The coding region runs from base 1 to 1359 and encodes 452 amino acids. The record is from RefSeq and is a predicted model, not a curated record.